Fonticula alba is the source of this 1445-nucleotide messenger RNA. RefSeq lists its product as hypothetical. Gene Ontology annotation, molecular function: K48-linked deubiquitinase activity; cysteine-type deubiquitinase activity; cysteine-type carboxypeptidase activity. Bases 114 to 1364 code for a protein of 416 amino acids. Gene Ontology annotation, biological process: protein K48-linked deubiquitination. Gene Ontology annotation, cellular component: cell periphery; cytosol. NCBI's taxonomy places the organism in Eukaryota, Rotosphaerida, Fonticulaceae. The transcript has 6 exons. The record is from RefSeq and is a predicted model, not a curated record.
ACCGCCCCUCCAUCGACUUAGCGCCCCUUCCCAUCUGGCUGCCUCUUCCCGCCUCUCCCUUCGUCCUUGUUGGCCCCGUGGCUCCCGCUCUCCCCACCUCCCCUCCGGAUAACAUGUCGUUUGAGUUCCUGCUCUCUGAGGAGGACCGCGAGAUUGCGCUGGCCCUAGAGCGGGAACGCUUUUCCUCCGGAUCGGGCUCCCCACACCCCCUCUCGCUGGCGAUUGAUAAGCAUCUGGACCGGCUGUCGCUCGAGGACUUCCGCUUCUUCGGCGACCAUGCAAGCUCCCAUGGCGCCUCCGACCCCGGGGCCGAUGGGUUUCUCUUCUCCGAGUACACCCUGAAGACAAUGGUGUGGCCCGGGUGCGCGGCCGGACGCGACCCUGUUGAGCCCAUGCCCAUUCAGGUGGUUUCCCAGAACGCCAACGGGCCCUGCCCGAUGAUUUCGGCUGCAAAUGCCCUCAUUCUGCAGGGACGCCUGUCGAUCCCUCCCGGAUUCAACUCCAUUCCCGCUACGGACCUGGCUAAGCUGGUGUUUGACAUCGCCCGGCGCUUCCUCUCGAAGAAGCACUCGAUUCCCCUGGAUAACAACACCCUGCGCUCUUGCCGCGACUCGCUCUUCUCUGGAGCCCACAUCCAGAGCGACUACGUGCCGGACCACUUCCUGCAGUACCUGCUGGAGUUGCAAGCGGCACACGAGGCCAUUCGCAAAUCCAUCCGUGGCCUGGACAUCGACUUGGUAUUCGACCACGUCAAGGAGUUCAAGGAGUCCGACGCGCGGUUUUUCUUUGAAAUCCUGGAACUCCCGCUGUUCCACGCGUGGAUUCCCCAAUCGCUGCCGAAGAACCUGUCCUCCGGCGAGCUGUCCCAGGAAAAGAUCGACCACCUGUCGCAAAUUGAGGCCCUCCGGGGCCGGAGCUACAAUGACAUCCAAAACAUCAUCGUGUCCGCAUCAAGCAGCGAGGACCUGGCACUGAAGUAUCAGGCCAAGGUGCUGCAGAACUUCCUUGUGGCCAGCUCCUCGCAGAUGACGACCCAGGGCCUGCGGCAGGUUAUCAGCUGUCUGCUGGACUUCUGCAGCUGGCCGCCGUGGGUGCGCGCGGCGCACGCCUUCCAAUUCUCGACCACCACGCGUCAAGUCCAGCCCACCCGCCUGCCGGAAUCCCCCCAUGCCACGCUUCACCUGCCAGUGGGGGUACUUUUCUGGAACAACCACUUCCUGACGGUGGUCCGAUUCAACAAGACCCUUUAUUCCCUGCUCUCGGACGAGGGCUACGCCAAUGAGGUGACCGUCUGGCAGAGCGUAUCCGCCGAUGGCGCAGGGAGCUUGCGUGGGUGGGACUUUUCCGAGCUGUCAGACCUGUAGUUGCCGCCGCUGCUGCCGCCAUCACUCAUGCGCACGUCGUGGCCGCGGCCCACAUCCGAAUAAAGAUAUCCCCCCCCCCCA